This is a messenger RNA of Nylanderia fulva, 1998 nucleotides long. The record is from RefSeq and is a predicted model, not a curated record. Lineage: Eukaryota; Metazoa; Arthropoda; Insecta; Hymenoptera; Formicidae.
AAAACCCGACAUAAAAUGAAAAACCAUAAAGACUAAUUCGCUUUUUUUCUUAUCACAGGCGGCGUGAAGAGCAUGAGUCGGGAGAGCGGAGCCGGAGCCGGCGGCGGAGUCGGCGUCGGCGGUGGAAAUAACACAACGUACACGCGGUCGGUGGUACCGCGCGAGCUAGCGCAAGACUUCCAGAGACCGCCGCGUCUCGACGUACUCCUCGACAUGCCGCCCGCCUCGCGGGACACCCAGGUCCAUCACAGCUGGAACGCCGAUGACCGUAGCCUAAAUAUAUUCGUCAAGGAGGACGACAAGUUGACGUUUCAUCGACACCCUGUCGCACAAAGUACAGAUUGCAUACGUGGGAAGGUAGGGUACACCAAGGGCAUGCACGUAUGGGAACUUUAUUGGAGCACGAGGCAACGGGGUACACACGCGGUGGUAGGAGUUGCCACCGCGGACGCGCCAUUGCACAGUGUUGGCUAUCAGAGUCUCGUAGGCAACAACGAACUUAGUUGGGGUUGGGAUCUUGGUAGGAACAAACUCUAUCACGACUCGAGAAACAAUACUGGCACUACGUAUCCCACGCUCCUGAAGCCCGACGAGACGUUCAUUGUUCCUGACAAGUUUCUGGUGGUUCUCGAUAUGGACGAAGGAACGUUAGCAUUCGUAGUUGAUGGUCAGUAUCUUGGAGUAGCCUUCAGGAACCUCAAGGGAAGGAAAUUGCAUCCCGUUGUGUCUGCCGUUUGGGGACAUUGCGAGAUCACAAUGAAAUACAUUGGCGGACUUGAUCCGGAGCCUCUGCCACUGAUGGAUCUUUGUCGAAGAGUGAUUCGGCAACGAAUCGGCAAGCACAGGCUGGAGGAGAAGAUCAACGAGCUGAACCUACCGCAAACGAUGAAGACUUAUCUUCUCUACCGGGACAGAAGGUAACCACCGAAUGAAUCUCCCCAAGAUGAUACGAUUACAACUGCGAACAUUAUAAACGUGAACAUGCUGCGACGUUGCCACUACGAAGAAAGAGGAGCGACCGUCCGCUAUCCCCUUGCAUGCCACCACCGAGGAGCACCGCGAGCACUUGGCCGCGCGUCUCCAUUAUUAAUUAAGCCCACGACGAUCGACAAAUUGACACGGGUCAUGCGACAACGCGCCGAGACACGCCUAGUACCUCGAGAGGGCACGCUAAGACAGCGACGCCGAGAUACCGUAUUGAUAACGACUCGUGGCACCCUCAUCAAGACGAGUCACGACGAACAAGGCAAUCCUCAUCGUGAUCAUUGUCGUCGUCGAUGAGUUCGGGAUGUGUACAGUACGGGAAGACGGAAGCGAAAACUUUAAGAGGAAACAUAUUUCUGAAAAUUUAGGGUGGACACCGUCUUGUCUCUUAUGUCGUGUACGAUUCUAUAUUCACGAUAGAAUUAAAUAUAUUUAUUGAUUAUUAUUAGAAUUAUAUUCGCUCUUCGAGGGGACGGAGGAGGCGCUUUCGCAUCGACAAAAACGCGUACGAUGUACAUCGUACCAUCUUUUUCUUCAGUAUCCAUCUUAGUACUGACGAUACACGCUGAUGAAUCGUGAUAGCUACAAUUUAUGCAAACUCGGAGACGCGCGGUUAGAGAUGGAAGAUGAUACAAAAAACACACGAAGAGACUAUAUACAGACACUUUGCAGUUGGCCAGUAAACAAAAAUUAGACUUAAUCAAGCCUGGAGGCUGAUAGGGACGUGUCGUUCGUUAACAAUUGAUCGAAAGUGGACAGCGGGCAUCGAAUAAGCCGUUUGAUGCUUCAAUCCAGCCGCAGCAGAAGAUUGAUGGAGCAACAAGAGAAAAUAAAAAAAGGAAGGAAGAUACAUGAAGAUACGAGAAAGGGAAAAGAAAAUAUGAAAAUUUUUUUCUAGGAUGAGGAACUAUGCGAGAUACUCAGCGAGAAAUGUGACUUCGAUCGCACGAUUAAACGUGGACGAUUAAUUCAAUUUUAAAGAAGUGUGUAUAGUGAAGGAUAUAUAUACAUAUA